This is a messenger RNA of Pieris napi, 945 nucleotides long. It is a transcript of the gene Cib2, whose product is annotated as calcium and integrin-binding family member 3. The record is from RefSeq and is a predicted model, not a curated record. Bases 334 to 903 code for a protein of 189 amino acids. Lineage: Eukaryota; Metazoa; Arthropoda; Insecta; Lepidoptera; Pieridae. The transcript is spliced from 7 exons. Gene Ontology annotation, molecular function: calcium ion binding.
ACAAUGUUAUAAUUUAUCUACGUAUUACAUGUUUUUGUAUAUCGAGACUAAUGAAUACGAAUUAAUUGAUAACCUCUCAUGACAAUGAUCGUACUUAUCUUCAUUUUAUUGGUGUGUUCAAACUUGUCAUUUCAACUAGAUCCAAAGUUAUGUCAAAAGUACCCAAGUCAACGGCAUUGUAUCAUCGAGUGGAUGUCUCGAGAGAGAUGGGCUCACACAGAAAGUAAGUAAUCUAUGCACUAUGUUUACGAGUGUUUGCGAGACUGAACUAGCGCGCCAUUGGCAGUCUCCACCUGACAAGCCCACGACUUCCUCGGACUUUUUAUUUUCACAAUGGGAAACAAAGUUGUGACAUUCACGGAACAACAACUGGAGGACUAUCAGGACUGCACCUUUUUCACGAGGAAGGAAAUAUUAAGAGUUUUCAAGCGGUUUCGAGACGUAAAUCCCGAAUUGAUUCCUAAGAGCAUGACCGAAAACCAAGCUCACACUAUUCUUGUACCAGUUGAAGAAAUAGAAAAAUUGCCUGAACUAAAAGAAAAUCCAUUCAAAAGACGAAUCUGCCAGGUUUUCUCUCAUGAUGGUUCUGGUAACCUCACAUUUGAAGACUUUCUGGAUAUGAUGUCGGUGUUUAGUGAAGCCGCGCCACGGGAUAUUAAGGCAUGGUAUGCCUUCAGGAUUUACGAUCUAGAUGACGACAAGUAUAUUGGGCGCGAGGAUCUACUAGAAGCUACCAAGCUCCUGACAGCUGGGCAGCUGCAUGAAGAUGAACGAGAGGAGAUAGUAACAAGUGUGUUGGAUGAGGCUGAUGUAGAUGGAGAUGGGAAACUUUCCUUCAUGGACUUUGAACAUGUGGUGGCUCGGGCCCCAGAUUUCGUGUCUACUUUCCAUAUUAGAGUCUAAAACUUAACUUAUGUUGAUAAUAAAUAUAUGGACUAGAAAUAA